Molecule: messenger RNA, 1653 nt
Organism: Aureobasidium subglaciale EXF-2481
Lineage: Eukaryota; Fungi; Ascomycota; Dothideomycetes; Dothideales; Saccotheciaceae
Exons: 1
Coding region: 487-1617 (376 amino acids)
Source: RefSeq, a predicted model, not a curated record
CGCCACAAAAAACGACGCCUGUGUGAUUCGAACACACGCUCCCGAAGGAAAUGCCUAAACUUUACCGCUGGAUAAUAGCAGGGCAUCGCGUUAACCACUCCGCCAAAGCGCCUUGGAUUGCGGAGGUUGGUUAGACCUCACUGCGAUGGAGUGUGGGGUAAAUUUGGCACUAUAUGGUUACUUGCACAGGUGAGGGAGGUGGUUGAAGCAUCACGCCAUCGCGCGGCCAUCAGGGACUCGGAGUUGCCAGAUGACGAGAGUAAAGUCGUCUGGUGGGCGCAUGGGUGUCAAGUCGGGUCCAGGUCGGUAUAACCACUGGUGAAGCGGUGUCCACGAACGGAAGGAAGGAGAGAAAAGAACAGAAGGAUUUUGGAAGGUGCGACGCCAAAAACACAACGCGCCAAAAGGGCAUGGGUCUGCCGCUAAACCAUUGACUUUCGCCUCGAAUUCCGACCAUACCCACUACCGUGUCAUUCACACAGACCUAUGUCGGAUCAACAAUCUGAGGAGAUCAUAGUAAUACUCCGCAGAGCUCUGGACUCAUCAGAAGUUCUAACGCAGGAUGAACGACACAAAGCCUCAUUUCGCCUUCCUCCAGCCGAAGAGGAUACCUUAGUGCAAGGAACAACAAGAAAUGCUUCUCGUGCAGAGCUGAUACAAGCAUGUCUCGACAAAGGAGCUUGGGAUUUGACAGAUGGAGAACUGCAAAUAAUCAUCAAGGGCAUUUCAUCAAAUACAGAAUCACCACUACAGCGCGUCAACGUCUUCAAGAGCCAACAAGGCCAAGAAGUGCAAGACUUGAUGGACCAAGUAUAUGCGAGUCACAGACUCAACGAUCCUGGUGAAUUGGAUGCUAUAAUGCAAUGUUACAAGGAGCAAAAUUAUCGCAGAGAGGCAGCACGCACGACGAGACAACUACAUCGCUACCGCCUUGUUGAGCGACGAUACCAAGAAUUACUUCAAGACGGCAUACAAAAAGCACAACCCAUCGCAGAUUACGCUUUGAAAAGAAGAGCAUUCGAGCAAAUCAUGAGAGAGACCAAAGGCCAGGUAGACUUUCCUCGACCACCGACCAACGACUCUCUGUCCCAGAAAAUCCAAGACUUUGCUAUAAAAGCGCAAUUAAAACCACGUCUCGACAUCGGCAUCUGGGGCUUUGCAAUUCUUCGCCUCGAUUACAGUGACGACGAAGCUUGGGCAAUAUUCAAAUCGAACGUCGAGACCGUUGCGCAGAAGGUUAUGCGUAGCAACAAUGUUCCAGAGCCUACAUGCAAGAUGCUACAAUUCGUCUAUUUGGAAGAUGAAGAAGCACUUUCCGGGGAAGUGGAUCAGACAAAAUUGGUCGGGUACUGGAAGAAGAAUGGAUGGAACGAGAAUGUCCACAUGCAGAUAAAUCACCAGUUCUUCUUCUCUGCCACGGGAAAGUUAUCGCCGCAUGAGAACCCGAACAUACCAUCUCUGUAUCUGCAUGAUACUUACGUCGAGGAAACCCCGACCGAUCCGAGCGCAUUUCCAGGAUUCAUACUUACAGAUAUAUUUCAAUUCUUUGCUGGCGGUAUCGCUGGGCUGGAGACGAGCCGUCGGUAUGUAAAGUCUGUGUGGGAUAUUCUAAAUUGAAAUCGCUGUCACAAUUGCCUAUUGCUGAACGACAUU